AUGCUCAACCGUCCAAGGGUUACCCCAAAGCGACCGUUGGGACCGCGCAGCAACCUACGUGCGUCCGUCUCGAAACCGUCUAACAAGACAGCCAAAGUUUUUGGGCGACCUGCAUCUUUUGAAGCCGCACGGCUUGCCGCACCACUAUCUUUGACUGGAGACAAACACCCUUCAACCUCGACAUUUCAACAUGCACCUGUAGCCUCAUCGUCUUCGUCUACAAAUAAUUCUGAGGUCCAGACACCCGUCUCCCCAACUCACACUGUCGCUUCGCUCCUAAAUGAUAUGGAGACAUGUCCUCCCAGCCGUAGUGAUUCCCACCACUCCUGGGAACGAGAAAAACCUUCUAUUCAUAUAGAUACUCGUAUUAAAGGCAGUUCGGGUUUUUCCCGGGAUUCCCUGGAAUCGAAUCCACCACAACCUGACGAAGUUGGCCAAAGUAUAUAUUCAAGCCUGCGAGCACGUCUCUCUCGUGAAUCCUCAAUGGCGGCCGUGUCCCGCGGGGCGCAAUCUGUGCUCUCAGUCGCAUCUGGAGGGUCAAGCGGUUCUCGAGGUAGCAACAAAUCCUCCGACGCGUCGCAGCAGAGCGGGUCUUCUCUGCGUGUCGUUGGGAGAGGCGGUUCCGGGUCUCGUAUUCGUCAAUUUGGCCCAAAUGCCCAGAAGCCUGAUCCAACACUCAUAGUAAAGCAAGAGCAUCGACCGACUUUAAUUCGGCCUAGUGGGCGCGGUGGACUUGGUUCCAGACCCAAGCCGCUGGCUCCAUUGGUCCCCCCGAAAGAUUCCUCCACUCAGAAAUCAUCCUCAACGCAAACCGACACUCUCAUACGUCCAAGUGGUCGAGGCGGGCUUGCAUCACGUCCAAAGCCGCCCGGCGCUGUGUCAUCCCCAAGUCUCCUCAAAAUUUUGGGUAAACGUAAGGCUCGACUGGACAAAGGCAAAGGUAAAGCGAAGGAAGAACCAAGAGCAAUACAUCCUAUCCCACCUCAACAAACCUAUUCAAUCUCGAAUGGUUCGACUUCGUCUCUCAGUACUAUUCAUUUCAUCGGCGAAACUGGCGAACCUACAACGCCGUUCUUCCCCGACGACCGCUCGCUCCAUUCCAGCAAUGAAGAUAAUGGGAAGUCAAAUACAACGCCCUCAUCUCUGUUCAGCAGCGACCAAUCAUCGUCGAGGACGACAUUUUCCGAUCAUCCCAACGAGAAUGACGAGUAUAGUGAUAGUCGCCCUGUGACGCCAGUCGAUCAUCGUCAACGUAAUAUCAGCAAGCUAGCUCGUACGUUGGGCGAUGAUUUACCCAGCAGCGUUAUAUUUAAAAAUUCCACUUCACGGCGUCCUUCUGACCCUUCGCCGGUCAGAAAAGAUAGGAACUCAACUGCUUUCCGACGUGCUAGUGUAUCCAUGAGCAGCCUAGGUUCUAUGUUCAUUCGAUCUGGCGCCCGAACUCGUGAUUCCGUUAGCGCAUCAACUAUUACGGAUGAUCUCCAUCAGUUUGGUCUUGCAGACGACCUUUCUGAAUCCUGGAGAAAUAUGAACGAUUCAUCCACCUCCAUACCUCAGCCACCUGCUUCUCCCAUCGUAUUUUCCCCUCCUUCUCCGACAGCUGUGCCGAAUCCCAAGUCUACACCGGAACUUAGCUCAAACGGGCAUUCCGACGAUGAAUCCGAGGCGGAGCAAUCGAUAGAGCUGGACGCUCUGUCCUAUGCUUCAUCUACCCUGAGUCGAUCUAAUUCUUAUAGUGCCGCAUCUUCCGAACGCCCGAGCAUCGCCUCCCACAGUCGUUCGACGUCGACGUCAAUACUGAGCGAAAGGCGUUUAGCAAACAGGUCAAUAUGGUUGAUUCCUGUCAAUGACGACGACGACGAUCUUCACGUCGGACACAUUCAUCGGCUUGACGUCGCCGAAAAGCCUCAGAAUUGGUCUGGCGAAUGGAAUAACGACCUACACCAAGUCAUCAAAUCCUUACGACUGCUGUAA
Molecule: messenger RNA, 1974 nt
Organism: Psilocybe cubensis
Lineage: Eukaryota; Fungi; Basidiomycota; Agaricomycetes; Agaricales; Agrocybaceae
Exons: 2
Coding region: 1-1974 (657 amino acids)
Source: RefSeq, a predicted model, not a curated record